Molecule: messenger RNA, 366 nt
Organism: Bipolaris maydis ATCC 48331
Lineage: Eukaryota; Fungi; Ascomycota; Dothideomycetes; Pleosporales; Pleosporaceae
Source: RefSeq, a predicted model, not a curated record
AUGCCCACUUACACUUCCUAUUCCACUUCCACAACAACAACAACAACAACAACAACAACAACAACAACAACAACACCUCGCACGUCGAUCGACAAGCUCAACCCAUGGAAGUCGCUUUCUUCUGCUAUAUCCAUCCGCUCCUCUCCAUGUGGAUCCACACUGAAAGAGCCAAGCAAGACACGAAGCCUAUGGAACUCUGUCAAGCGACAUACACGAGAACACCAUGAGAGUGUGAACGCGGCUUAUGCGACAUACUAUGGCCAAGGAGUUUGUCUGGAUGAACAUUGCGAUGGAAGGAAUCAAGAACUCUGGCGAUAUCGACGUGGUGGGUAUCUUUCUGAUCACUGGAAGGGAUUGGGACAAUGA